AUGAAUAAAUUCAUUAUUAUUGGGCUAUUAGCUUUGGUUUGCACACAAGCCUUUGAAAUAGAUUUCUCUCUAUUAUUAUAGGUAAUGGAUGUGAAUAAAAUAAUAGACAGGAUCAGAAUCCAAUGAUGCAGUCUAAGCAGUAUAUGAUUUAUUGAAUGAUUUGAAAACAAGUAACAUUGAAGCUUAAGGUGUUGCUGAUGAAAAGAAUAUUUCAGAUGAAGAAAUUGGAUAAGCUCGAAUUGCUGCACUUUCAAAAGUCAACGAAUUAAAUUAAAAAGCAUGGGCAAGUGCAAAAGCUAGAAGAGAAUAAAUAGGAAUUGAAUAUAGAGUAACUAUAAUAUAAAAUAUUGUAUAGGAAGCAACAGAUUAUAUUGCAUGGGCUACUUAAAGAUUAGCUGAUAUUGAUAGAAGAUCAGUUGAAUUAUAAGAAUUAAGAUGUUUUUCAAAUGGUUUAUUUGUUAGAGCUAUUAAAUAACAUAAUGAUGCUUUAGGAGUUAUUAGAGUUUUAAAGAAUGAUUUAAGUGGAUAUUUAACUGGUUAACCAUCAUCUUUGGUUGAAGUGAAUGUACAAAAUGUUUCAGAUAAAUUGAAAUAAUACAGUCAACUUUUCAAUUAAGAUGCUAUGACUAAAUUUGCAUAAUUAGCUGCUGAAUAAGCUUCAGGAAAUGCUGAAUUACAUGCAUUAGGAUAAGAAGAUGGUUCAUCAUCAUCUGAUAGAUAACCAGGUCUUAAUGUUGGUUAAUUGGUUUAUAAUGCUUUAUCUGAUCUUGAAGAUUAAUUAAAGUCAUCAUUAGCUAAUUUAGAAGCUAAUGAAAUUGCUGCUUAUUAUUAAUUAGCAGAUUGGUUAGCAGAUUCAGAGUCUGAAGUUGCUCAUUUAAAUGAUGAAAUCUAAAGAAAAACAUAAUUAUAAGACAAAUUAGUAGUGGUAAUCUAUUUCAUUCUAUAAUAUAUAGCAAGAAUAAGCUGCCUUAGCCGUUUAAGCUAAAGCAAAUAGCGUCUUAAAAGAUUCCUAGAAUGCAAUUAAUGCAGCAACAGCAACAUUAUAAGAACUUAGAGAAGUAUAUGAGACAGAAUUAAAUAGAAGAAAUGGUAUUAAUUAAAUAUAUAAAUUUAGAGGAAAAUGCAAUAAUCGAUGAAGUUAUUCAUAUCUUCAAAUAAUAAGUAUUAGAAAUGGCCAAUUAAACUUCUUAUGGAAAGAAAUGA
This is a messenger RNA of Paramecium pentaurelia, 1203 nucleotides long. The record is from the annotation of a GenBank genome assembly. NCBI's taxonomy places the organism in Eukaryota, Ciliophora, Oligohymenophorea, Peniculida, Parameciidae.